AUGGCCUUGGCGGCAGCAACCGAAGCACUGUACGGCUGGGAAACUUGCGAUGGAGGGCUUACGUACAAUAGACCUUUGACCAAUCUAGAACGCAUGUUUGUGAUUCUGAAUAACUUAUUCUACGGUCAAAACUGCCCCUACAUCGGUGCUCAGGUGUCAAUUCAGGGUCUAUUGGACACAAGUAGAUUAUGUCUUUCGGAUAUCGAUCUCGAAGAAAGAGCCAAAUUGGCAUUUCAGGGGACUCGCUGGACUUAUCCCACCGUGGCUUGUCGAAUUAUUGAUGAUAAUCAGAUGACCUACAGCUGUGGCUCGGCGGAUGAUGUAGAGGCCUGGGCUGAGAGAACAGUGCAUUUGGUCAAGGACCACGACAACUGGGUCUCGUUGCGCGAGAAACUGACCCAAGAGGCUUCUUUACCUUCUGAAGAUGGCGACUGCUGUUUUGUCUAUAUUGUCCCUACACGCAAAGGCGCAAGCCAGAACGUCGUUGCUUUCGAUGUGCUCAUUCAUAUUCACCAUGCACUGGUUGAUGGGUCUGGCUUGCGUAGCAUCCUCGAUUCGUUUUUAGCGCUUAUGGCUGGAGGCUCAACUAUAGAAUCGAUCUACUGGGGCCAAGAAAAUGAUCGGCUUCUACCCGCAGCUAUUGAUAUCUCUACGGAAGUAGAAAUGGUAUCCCUGAAAUCGAGACCGGACAUUGGUCUUCCCCUGUACCGACCUGAUAUUCUUACUGCGAUGAAGGAGAACCAAGGCUCUUCUUUCUUGACGCAUACUUUCGACAGCGACAGCUUUCUUCCCGAUCUUCUUGAUAGAUGCCGAAAGCACUAUGUCAAGCUGACAGCGCUUUUGCAGGCCGCGUUAUUUAAGGCUGUCUAUGAUUUUGCCGAAUCACCACCGACAUACACCGAAAAGUAUACAAGCCUCGCAGCCAUCGACCUUCGCAAUAAUGGCCGAAUGAAACAACCAUUUGGCGAUAGAAAUCGAUACCCAUUCAAUGCUAUUGUUAGUGAAGUUAUAGACAUUCCUUGCCGCCUGUUUAGCAGUAACAUGGAUACCAGUCAGUUCUGGAAGGUUGCUGCCCACAUAAAUACUCAAUAUACUGCAGUUUCAAAGUCAAAGGGUUUGGCACUAAUAUCGGAUGAGAUAAUUGGCCGAGUACUGGAGGAAAUUGGCAAAUUAAGGUGUGUAGUUUAG
This is a messenger RNA of Penicillium manginii, 1188 nucleotides long. RefSeq lists its product as uncharacterized. The transcript is spliced from 2 exons. NCBI's taxonomy places the organism in Eukaryota, Fungi, Ascomycota, Eurotiomycetes, Eurotiales, Aspergillaceae. Bases 1 to 1188 code for a protein of 395 amino acids. The record is from RefSeq and is a predicted model, not a curated record.